Messenger RNA from Amphiprion ocellaris (clown anemonefish), 4871 nucleotides. RefSeq names its product polymerase (RNA) mitochondrial (DNA directed) (gene polrmt). The coding region runs from base 46 to 4038 and encodes 1330 amino acids. Gene Ontology annotation, molecular function: mitochondrial promoter sequence-specific DNA binding; protein binding; DNA-directed RNA polymerase activity. Gene Ontology annotation, cellular component: mitochondrial DNA-directed RNA polymerase complex. The transcript is spliced from 21 exons. The record is from RefSeq and is a predicted model, not a curated record. Lineage: Eukaryota; Metazoa; Chordata; Actinopteri; Pomacentridae. Gene Ontology annotation, biological process: mitochondrial transcription.
AUGGCGGCCUAGUGUCCUGGUUUAACGCGGUUGCUCCAUGUCAACAUGUCACUGCUGAGAGUCUGUGCCUUCGCUAAAUGCCUGAGUCGUCGCAGUUUCUUUGAAAAGUGCGCCGUUCGCGUGUCUUUUGCGGACUGUUGUCGGCGCUGUGUGUGGGAAAGAAACGGCGCAGUGAGACGGAUAUCAGUGACUCCUUUGCAGCUUCAAAGAAGAAAUGUCUCAUUUUUAUUCCCGGAGACAGCAGAGACAAAGAAACGUGUUCUGGAACAGUCUCAGUUGUUAGACGUGCUUGAGGCCAGAAUCCAGCAGCUCCGGUCUGAUGUCGUUCUAGACGUCCAUCAUGCAAAGGUGCAGUUUGUUAAAGCUCCUUCUUAUGGAAGAGGUACUUCAUCUGGUAGAGGUCCCAGAGGUUCACCUCAGGAGAAAACUGACAUUCCUAAAUCUGGACAUAUGGUUACUAAAGGAGCCUCCAAAUCUCAACCCAGCCGCUGGAUAGAAAAAUUAACUCAGGAGAAGAAAAACAAACUUAAGAAACAGCAACGCCUCCAGCAGAAAAUACAGACAAAAAUGAAAGAUAAACCAACAACAAAAACUACAGGAAGCAAAAGCAACUUAAUGCCCCCCGGUACGUCACAUAAAACUAUAUCUACUGCAGCUAAAAAGAGCAGAGGUUCCAUGAAAUUGUCUGAGGAAAUUUGUGCUGCAGUUUCUUCAAAAUCUACCUCCACUGCUGCCACUUUGGCGGAUGGUACAACAGCCCUGAUACAGAAAGCAGCUAAACACAAAAAAAAAGAUUCUAGAAAACAGGUUGUUUUUGAAGAGGGACAAGAACAGACUGACGCCACGGACAGGGCUGAUGAGCUGGCUCAGGUGGAGGAGCUAGAGAGGAGACUCAAUCAACAAGUAAGCCAGUGGACGGCUUCAAGUAGUCCAGAGCACCUGCAAGAGGCCAGGGAUGAAACUGCCUGUGGGGACAUGAACCAGAGCAUUCGCUCCUACCUGGAGGCUUGUGUGUUUGUGGGGGACAUCGAUCGGGCGCACCAUUUCCUGCUCAGCCAGCACAGAGUUAGGAGUCGGCGUAAACAUCUGAACACGGACGUUUACAACAUCAUGAUGAGGGUGUGGGCCAAGAAGGGCGCUUUAAAUCAGAUUGGCCGCAUGUUUAUUUUGUUAGAAGAGGCUGGUCUGAAGCCAAAUCUAGGAUCCUACUUUGCUGCUCUGGAAUGUAUGGGCCGCAAAGUAACCUGCUCCCCGAGAGUCAUUUCAAGGUGCUUGAACCAGAUGGAGGACGACAGCCUGUCUGUGGAUGAUCUCUUCAGCCAGUGUGCGUUCCGUCAAGAUGAGAGGGACAUGCUGCUGAAGGCCAUACACGUUGUAAAGCCCGACUUCCAGCCCAGCGACAGCCAGCAAACCAGCCACUCUUGCCCAUCGUUGGUUCAGGAUUACUAUGCACAGAGGGCAGACCACACUUACCCAAAGCUGGACUUCACUCAGGAGGAGCUCCAGGAGCGUUUUAAAUGUCAGCUCAAUGUGGAGCAGGCCUGCACUGUCACCAUCGACUCUGUGGAAGCUGCCAAACCAGUCACUGAAAACAUGGCCAAAAUGAGAGAGCUGCUGGCUGAGCAGCGGGCACAGUGGCAGAAGAUCCUCCUCCAGGCCCUCAGGGAGAGCAAGAUGAUCCUGGCUAACACCAACACCAAGGACUACAGGCUUAACCUUUAUCCCUAUCUCUGUCUGCUAGAGGAUAGGGAGUAUGUUGACAUCAUGAUACAGAGUGUUGCCAACAUGCCUCCUAGUGGAGAGUCGCUGAAGCUUUUAGCCAGAGAUCUGGGCAACAGGGUCUACACCAAGUACACUGUGCGACAGAAGCAGGAGAAUCAGAUGGUGGAAAAGAUGGCUGGCAUUUACAACUUGUACACUGACCUGCUGGCCAAAGAUACCAAGGUGUACGAUGUCCUUCCCAGGGAGCACUGGGUUAAGCUGGAGAUGAAGCAGAGUUCGGGACCCUCGCUGCAGGGAGGCGAGACAAGCUGGCCGUACCUAGUAACUCUGGAACUGGGCACUUACUUGGUGGAUUUGAUGGUUAAGAACCUCAAAAUUAACAGUGACAUCUUGAAUCCAGCCUAUAGCAAGAAACUUAUCCCCAUCCUCUACCACAUGUACACCUUUCGCAGCACCCGACAGAUUGGUUUCAUCAAGCCUCACCCCAUCCUGACUCAGAUGCAGCAGGACGCCAUGGAGACCAAGCUGACAUUUGACUCCUAUGUGAUGCCGAUGCUGUGCCCUCCUGUUCCCUGGACCUCAGUCAAGUUUGGAGCCUACGUGCUCUCACCAGCCAAACUGAUGCGCACGGUGGACGGUGCCACCCAACACGAGCAGCUAUUGGAGGAGUGCGAGAACCUUUCCGCAGUCUUGGACUCGCUUAACCAGUUAGGUAACUGCGCCUGGAGGAUCAACAAACCUUUGUUGGAUAUUAUUAUCUCAAUCUUUAAUGAUCGUGGCAGUGAUAAGCUAGACAUCCCUCCUCCUUUGUCAGAGGCCCCCAAAAUUCCCCACUUCAACCCUCAUGAUCCCACUUACACAGCUAGCGAGAAGGCUCACAUGAAAAAAGAGGUGAUCAUUGCCAAGAAGAAAUGCAGUGAGAUGCACAGCCUGCGUAUGGACGCUCUCUAUAAACUCUCCAUCGCUCACCACAUGAGGGAUGAGAUCUUCUGGUUCCCUCACAACAUGGACUUUAGGGGCCGGACCUACCCAUGUCCUCCGUACUUUAAUCACCUGGGAAGUGAUGUGACACGGGCCAUCCUUGUGUUUGCAGAGGGGAAGCCUCUUGGUCUCAAGGGCCUGGACUGGCUAAAGAUCCAUUUAGUAAAUCUGACAGGGUUAAAGAAGAGGAGCUCACUCCAGGGACGACUGGAGUACGCCAACACUAUUAUGGAGGACAUACUGGACUCUGCAGACAACCCUCUAAAUGGUAAGAAGUGGUGGAUGAAUGCAGAUGAGCCUUGGCAGGCUUUGGCUUGCUGCAUGGAGAUCGCCAAUGCCGUGAGGUCGCCUGAUCCAACACAGUUUGUCUCUCAUUUUCCUGUUCACCAGGACGGCUCCUGUAAUGGUCUCCAGCACUACGCUGCUCUAGGCAGAGAUGUUAUUGGUGCCACAUCGGUCAACCUCAUGCCCUGUGAUGUGCCUCAGGAUGUGUACAGCGGCGUAGCACAGCAGGUGGAGGAGUUUCGAGCUCGCGAUGCACAGAACGGCCUGAAGAUCGCCCAGGUGCUGGAGGGCUUCAUCAGCAGGAAGGUGGUCAAACAGACGGUGAUGACGGUUGUGUACGGGGUCACACGCUAUGGAGGACGUCUCCAGAUAGAGAAAAGACUGAAGGAGAUUGAUGAGUUCCCCAAGGAUCAUGUGUGGGAUGCAUCCCAUUACCUGGUGCGUCUGGUGUUCAGUGGCUUGAAGGAGAUGUUUACAGGCACCAGAGAGAUUCAGGACUGGCUGACAGAGAGCGCCAGGCUCAUCUCCAAGUCUGGCCACACUGUGGAGUGGGUGACACCCCUGGGUUUACCCAUCAUUCAGCCCUACCAUCGCACACGCAGCCAAGUGCUGAAGAGCACCAUUCAGCACAUAACCCUCCAGAUCAACCACGACACCAAACAGAGUCCAGACACCGUUAAACAGAAGAAUGCUUUCCCACCAAACUUCAUCCACUCUCUGGACUCCACACACAUGAUGCUGACUGCUCUCCACUGCUAUAGUGCUGGUCUGACUUUCGUCUCAGUUCACGACUGUUUCUGGACCCACGCCCUCACUGUGGACACCAUGAACAAGGUCUGUCGGGAACAGUUUGUCGCCCUGCACAGCCAGCCAAUUCUUCAAGAGCUGUCCAACUUCCUGCUGCACAAAUACUGCACCAGACUCCCGACUGGAGCCAAGAACAAAAAGUACCAGGAGUACAGGAGGCUGAUGUUGCUGUUGGCCAAUGUGCCCCAGACAGGUGAUUUUGAUCUCCAGCAGGUGAAAGAAUCCACUUAUUUCUUCAGCUGAGAGCCUCGUGAGGGCGAGUCAGCAGAAAGACAUGAGUGGAAUUGACAAGAGUGCAGCAGGGAGGCUGCAGGCCGCCAAGUUCUGCCUGGCUUUGCCUCCCACAGACACGAGAACAUUGAUUCAGCCGCGCCCUGCCUGCCUCCUGGUCCACCGAGCAACCGGCUGGAGCUGCCGGAGCCGCUGGAGGCGUUCACACACGGUGAACUCGCCUGAUUAACUGACUAGUAGACUGAUGGACAGGAGGGUGGGAUACUCAUCCAGGCGAAAAAUGAGGGAAUCAGCACUGGAUGGAUGAAGACUUCAAUCAGUGAGAAGUACCUCUUAUAGCUUUGACCAUAUUCAGGUGUGUGUGUGUGUGUAUGUGUGUGUGUGUGUGUGUGUGUGUGUGUGCCCGUGCGUGCGUGCGUGCGCACUCAUUAGCCGAACCGAAUCACACAUUGAACCGUGUCGAUCCGUCCAUCACUCACAAACACUUCUGCUGCUGCUCGAUCAGCCCGAGAGAGAAAACUUUCUACUUACAAACUGUAAUUGCUGCUGAUUGCAGGUGUGUGUAUUCUCAUGCCGUAAAGACCUCCAGAAGAUGAUGACCUGCCUUUGCAACUGUUCCACCUAAUCCUCAGUCGCAGGAUGCCCACUGACACAGACAUUUUGUUUCUCUGAAGAAGACUUUUGAGAUGAAAUAAAAACGAGGGAUGCAGAACUCUAAGAGACAUGUAGAAGGAUGAGUCAAGGAUCUCUGAGAUUGCAUUGUGACCCAGGAUACUCUUGAUUCUCACCUCCUCGGAGUAACUAAGCACUUGGCGAUUGCUCUAAAAUAAAUGUGUUUCUUAAAA